AUGGGAUCUGAAAGAUAUCCUCCACGCCACAGCAUAACACAGAGUAUAGCUCAAAACACCUCAAGAUCCUUGUUUGUCCACCACGCCACCCUGAGCGACCUUGAGCCGUCAGUUGGUUAUUAUGGUCAAAAUGGAUUGGAAGGCAGCCGAAGAGAAGGAGACAAGGAGCCUGGUACUGUAGGGUUGUCAGCAUCUUUCCAAGGUCUUUUUGAUUAUAUCAAUUGGAAAAGAAACCAGGUAUUUGAAGCUCGUGAACCGCAUAAAGCGUUUGACUCAAGUCAAGAGCGAUCGAAGGAAACCAGUGCGCUAUCCCACGCCACAUCAGCCGCCAUUGCCGCUGAUUGGUUAUAG
This is a messenger RNA of Coccidioides immitis RS, 351 nucleotides long. RefSeq lists its product as uncharacterized. Lineage: Eukaryota; Fungi; Ascomycota; Eurotiomycetes; Onygenales; Onygenaceae. The transcript has 3 exons. The coding region runs from base 1 to 351 and encodes 116 amino acids. The record is from RefSeq and is a predicted model, not a curated record.